UUUGGACUUUUAAAAAAGCAAGGAUUUAUUAAAUUAAGCAGGCAUGGUUGUCAGACAUUUCUAACUGUACAAAAUGUUUUUGCGUUAAAUUAGUUUCAUGUUUCACAUCAGCUUUCAACAAAGAUAAUAAUUCUAAAGCAUCAAAUUAGGACAGUAGAAUCAUUUCUGAAGGAUCACGUGACACUGAACUCAAAUAAUGAUGCUGCUAAUUCAGCUUUGCAUCCCUUGCAUAAGCAUGAUUCUAAGAUUAUAAGCAUAUAUAAUAAUGUAUACAACUACAUCAACAUUAUUAAUGAAAAAAGACAAUACUAAUAUAUACAAAAAAACAGAUUUUUUUAAAUCAGAUUCAAAAGUUUUUGUGUAUACCCACCUAUAUACCCAGACACUGAUACGAAUCAAACCUGGCAGGAAACCUUACUUUAACCACUAAAUGACUUGGCCGGAAGAGAUCUGUGGGUGUGAAUAUUUUUUCCUUGGCAGAAAGAAAAAAAACAUACCUAUAUAUAAGCCUGUAUAUUUCCUCUUUGCAUAACACAGCAGCUCUUAGGUGAAAUAUACAGUCUUAAUACGACAAUGGUGUUUUUUGGAGGAUUGAUGUACAUCUGUUUUGAAGUGCUCAUUGCUAUCGGCUGUGUUCUGGGCAAUGGGUUGGUGAUGUGGGCCGUGUGGAGGAGUGGUUCAUUAAGUAAGCCCACUUUCUGCUUGAUUGUAUCUCUGUCAGUGGCUGAUCUCCUGGUCGGGGCUGUGGCUGUUCCUCUGGCUCUGAUUGUGGAUAUGCAUGUGAAGAUGUCUUUCCAUGCAUGUCUGUUCAUCAGCUGUUUUCUCAUCGUGCCGCUUCAGGCGUCAGUGCUCACACUUCUGGCCAUCGCUGUUGAUCGUUGCCUGCGGGUUUGCAUCCCAUUCAGGUAUAAGUCUACAGUCACUAAGAAGCGCUCGUGGAUCAUCGCCGCUGUGUGCUGGAUGCUGGCGUUCAUGCUGGGAUUCUUACCGAUGUUUGGAUGGUACAAUCACGACACACUGGCACAACACAACUCCACAUCCAUUGACUGUGAAUUCGUCGCUGUCAUUUCCAUCUCAUACCUCGUCCACUUUAUCUUUGAGGGCUGUUUCCUUCCUCCUCUGGCCGUCAUGACUGCUUUGUAUUACUACGUAUUUUAUAAAAUCAGGAGGCAGUCGAGGGGAGCACUUGGCGAAACUGGACCCUAUACACAAAAAGAGCAAAAACUUGCAAGCUCUCUGGUUUUGGUUUUGGCUCUUUUUGCUGUCUGCUGGCUGCCGUUACACAUAAUACAGUCUAUCAUGUUUUAUAAUCACAGCGUUUAUGUACCAUCCAUUGCUUUGUACUCCGGCAUUCUCCUUUCUCAUGCUAACUCAGCGGUUAACCCUGUGGUGUAUGCUUACAAAGUCCCUAAGAUGAAGCGGGAGUACAUGAGGAUUUGGAGGAGGAUUACGGGUCGGGAACAGACGAUGGAUAUAAACAUCAGGACUGCUGCUAGUAAUACGAUCGAUAGCCAUGAUGGACGAGAGCAUGUGAAAAUCAGCCCGAAUGUGGGAGACAGUGACAUGAAUGGCAUUUAGUGUUCAUUCUGCUGCUCACAUACAACAUCAGGGUGUCCACGGGGUCUUAAGAAGUAGUUAAUGAAUCAAUUUAGAAUGGUUUAAGACCCCUAAAAAGUCUUAAAUGCUAUUUUGCGAGGUAUUCAAUUUUGAUAUCAUUUGUGAUUAUUUUUGUAUGCUAAUGUUUGCCUGAAUUUAAAGGAAAAUAAAAUAAAAAUAAAAUUUCAAAUCCAUACUAUUUCUUUUUAAGCUUUGUUCAAUAAAUAAUUCCCCCAAAAAUUAGACGCUUUUAAAUAUAAUGACACUUACAAAUUUAAGCAGUUAAAAUAUUUUGCAAUAAAUGACAUUU
This is a messenger RNA of Danio rerio (zebrafish), 1906 nucleotides long. NCBI's taxonomy places the organism in Eukaryota, Metazoa, Chordata, Actinopteri, Cypriniformes, Danionidae. The record is from RefSeq and is a predicted model, not a curated record.